Molecule: messenger RNA, 1471 nt
Organism: Brassica napus (rape)
Lineage: Eukaryota; Viridiplantae; Streptophyta; Magnoliopsida; Brassicales; Brassicaceae
Exons: 2
Coding region: 548-1471 (307 amino acids)
Source: RefSeq, a predicted model, not a curated record
GUAAUGUUAUUUGAUAAGAAUUUAAUGGAAAAUUUCCAUCAAAAUACAAAGAACCAAUUCUUUGCUUUUGUGGGGAGAUUUGUUAUGCUCGUGUGAAAACACAAUAAUAACAUCUCUCUGUACUUUCAUUUGUCAAAAAGUACGUUAAAAUCUCAACAAACCAUUUUUAAAAAACGUUUUUUUUAUUUAUCAUACUCAACCAUAUAGCAACGAAUCCCUAUAAAAUAGUUCUUAUCUUUUUCUUAAAAAAACAAAACCUAGAUCACUUCUCUUAUAUAUACAGCACUGCGUAUCCAGUCAUUCUCAAAGCAAAAAAAAUCAUCAAGAAAAAGUAUAGUUUUCCCAAAAGUUAAACUACUAGUUUUUGUUUCUGUUAUCAUUACUUCAUGGCGUUUUUUCCAGUAGUCUCCAAUAGUUUUUGUCUAUCAUGAGUUUUUAUUUCUGUAUUUUAUAUGUUUAUAAUCACUUACGUGUGUAUAUAUCAUAUAAUCUGAUUUUAUAUGAAUGUGAAAGAUGACUAAUAAAAGUAUAUUAUUUCUGUAUUAGGAUGGAAACUGGAGAACCGUCACUACCAAAAAAAGCUAGAGCUGGAUAUCUGCAAUGGACAUCUCAAGAGAGUCAAUUGUUGAUGCGCCUUCUAGUUGAUGGUAUCAGGCGGGGAUGGCGUGAUUCAAAUGGCUCCAUGACCAAAACAACAGUCGAGGCGAAGAUAUUACCGGUUCUAAACAAACAGCUUCGAUGCAAUAAGAGUUACAAGCAUUACACAAAUCGAAUGAAAUCUUUGAGAAAAGAAUAUAAUGGUUAUGCUGAGCUUUUGCGAUGUAGCUCUGGUUUUGGCUGGGACCCUAUCACAAAACGAUUCACAGCUCCAGAUGAAGUAUGGAAAGAAUAUUUUAAGGGACAUCCAAACUCUGAAAAUAUGCGGGACAACACUUUUGAAGAUUUUGAAGACUUACAAAUCAUUUUUGAAAGUGCUACAGCAAGGGGAAACAACUCAUUUGGACUCGGUGAUGAUGCAAAUGCUGAAGCUUUUGAAGUUGAGAAUGAUUUUCAAGAAAAAGAAGAUGAGAUUCAUACAGAGAAUGUCAUUGAAACCAAUGAAACCACACGUAGAGCUUCUAAAGAAAAGUUGCCUUCUAGGAAGAGAGCGAAACCCAAUGGUGAUGGAGAUGCAUCAGGGUCAAUUAAUCCUGGUGAUCGUUCUGAAAAGGUGCUAACUGAAAUGAUUGGAGUGAGCACUAAUAUCAUGAACCUUAUGCAACAAAGAGAAGAAAGACAUCAAAAAGAAGCUGAAGAAAAAGAAGCUGAAAAGAGAAAGAAUAAUGUAUGGGAUGCAAUCAAAGAGAUUCCUGACUUGGAACAGGAUAUAUGCUAUGAUGCAGUAACUAAAAUUCAUACGUUGAAUAUGAAAGACGUAUUUCUUAGGAUGAAAGUUGAAGAACGCUUGGGUUGGAUCCGACGUAAUGUUUAG